AUGAAAUUAAAGCUGUUUACAAAAAGACACGCACACGCAUCCGGCGGCAGUCAACAAAAGGAUAACAACGUUAAUAGCGCCUGCGCACUUUUUCUGAUGGGAGACAGUUCCGAAGAUGUAUUAAAACUCAAGUUGAACAAUGGAAAUGAAAUGCCAGCUAUUGCUUUGGGCACUCAUUUGGGUUUUGAUGAGCAUGGCAUGGUACACUCUUCUAACAAGGAACUCCGUGACAUCAUACUUCGCGCAAUAGAGCUUGGCUAUCGUCACUUCGAUACGGCUUCUGUAUAUGAAACGGAAGGAGAGAUAGGAGAAGCCAUAUGUAUGAAGAUUAAAGAAGGGGAGAUUGAAAGAGAAGACGUUUUUGUUACUACUAAGCUUUGGAACACGAAUCACAACCGGGAACAAGUGCCAACCGCACUGAGAGAUACUUUAGAGAAAAUGGGACUUAACUACGUUGAUUUAUAUCUAAUGCAUUGGCCCAUCGGACUCAACGAGGACUAUACACACUCAGAUGUAGACUACAUGGAAACCUGGAGAGGAUUGGAGGACGCCCAACGCCUCGGCUUAACAAAGGGUAUAGGAGUAUCCAAUUUUAAUAGCACUCAAUUAAAGAGGGUGGUCGAAGAAGGCAGUAUAAAGCCGGCUGUUUUGCAAAUAGAGAAUCAUCCCCAAAUAACCCAGCAAGAGUUGGUGGAUUACGCCCACGAGCAAGAUAUAGUUGUCAUGGGCUAUUCACCCCUUGGAUCUUUAGUUAAGAGAUACGGCGUCCAGCUUCCUGGGCCGAAGAUUAAUGAUCCAAUUUUAACGGGUAUAGCCAGAAAGUAUGGGAAGACUACGCCCCAAGUUGUUUUGCGGUGGUUGGUUGACAGAAAUAUUGUGCCAAUAGUAAAAACUAUUAAAGUACACCGGCUAAAAGAAAAUAUGGAUAUUUUUGAUUUCCGUUUAAAAGAAGAUGAAAUAGCUGCUAUCAGCAAUUUCGACGAACACAAAAGAUACACCUGUCCAUCGUUUUGGCAAAACCACCCUAAUUAUCCCUUUGAGAAAGUAGAUGACCCUAUUCCAGACCCCUUUCUGACAAAAAAAUAG
This is a messenger RNA of Leptosia nina, 1086 nucleotides long. Lineage: Eukaryota; Metazoa; Arthropoda; Insecta; Lepidoptera; Pieridae. The record is from the annotation of a GenBank genome assembly.